CAAUAAUCUCACCGUCUGUACUCAACAAUACAACGCUGAAACGUAAAAAAUAACAAGGUCAGGUACAGUAAGAAAUGUCUGUAACGACCACCAUUGGCAAAAUAAAGUUCUUUGUGAACAGGCGGUCCCUCAACACAGGUUUUAACUUCAGCAUUAAUUGAGGAACAAAAUGGAAAACCACGAUGAAGACGGUCACGUGAGUGAGGAGUUUCUGGCAUGCCCUAUUUGCACUGAAGAGUAUGUUGACCCGCGUUCUCUCCCUUGCCUACAUACAUUCUGUCUGAACUGUGUUGCGGAUCACAUAGAUGCAAAUACAAAAGGAAUACACGUGCCAAAGGGUUUUGAUUGCCCGAAAUGUCACCAGUUUGUGGAUUCGCCAAACGUCUUACAAGGACCAAGUUCUUGGGCGGAAUCAUUGCCACAGAACCAGUUUAUAAUUGGUCUGAUAGAGGCUGUAAAACUGAGGUCCGAGGGCAGAAAGUGUGAUCCUUGUGAUAAACGCGGUGAAUCCACGUUGGCGGCCAUGUGGUGCGAGAACUGCGGCGAGGCUAUGUGUGAGGAUUGCGAGAACCAGCACAGCAGCCUGAAGAUAUCCAGGAACCAUACAUUGGUAGACAUUGCCAGUAUCAAACUUCAACCUAUAAAAAGCACGUUGCUAAGGACACCGUGUCAGGAACACGACGGAAAGUUCCUGGAUUUCUACUGCGAGGAUCACGCACAGGUGAUAUGCUCCACGUGCGCCACCGGUUUCCAUCGCUUAUGUACUAGUAUUCUCAGCUCCUCCGAGGCGGCCUCCAAACAGCGUGAUGAGGCUAAAGGGGUCAUGGAGAAGCUCAAACAUCAAACCAGCUGGGGUCUUCGUAUCCUUGACAACAGAAAACACGCCAUCCAAACUAUAGAAGAUGCCGCCAGUAAUGUGAAGAAGCAGAUAUCUAAUAUACGACAACAGAUCAACGAUAUACUCUCCGCACAGGAAGAACGGGCUUUAGCUGAGCUUGAAGAUUUAAAGAAAGGUGAAGUAGUUCAAUUUCAAAGAGAAAUCGAGCGUACCCAGGAUCUUGUCAACACGACGAAAAAUGCAAGUGCAGUAUUACAAAACUCCAUGACACAUGGAACCGACGCCGACGUGCUGAUCACUUACAACAAGGCUAGACGCGAAGGCAACUUUUGUGAGAAGAGCUUGAAAGAAGUAUCGAGGCAUCUGAAAGAUGUUUUUCUAGUCUUCUCUCCCGACAAGAGUUUGCAGAUGUUUCUGGGAACACUGAAAGAGAUGGGCAAGUUUUCUCUUUCCCACCAAGAAGUCCGUAUUCCGCCUCCAUACACAGUCCGUGCAGACACAAUUCUAAUUCCAGAGGAGAGAAUUGUAGAAUCUUCCAAUGGAUCACCAGAUUUAAGUACCCAUAGAAAGACCAAUCGUGAGAAGAAAGAUACAAGGAACAUCGACAACGAUCUCAAAAUUUUCCCGCCCUCUCCUUCUUUAACACCAGUUCCGGUGCAGCAAAAGAGGCACGAUAUCCCACAAGGCAAGCUGGAAGUAUACUUCAAAGUCCGGAAUUCCCAGGACCGAGAUAACUGCUGUAUUACUGGUGCCGAUAUUCUUAAUGACGGUCGAAUUGUCCUGGCAGAUCAAGCUCACCGUAAGAUCAAAGUAUACGAUCCUGAUUACCGUUGGGUUGGAGAGCGCGUGCUGUCGGCUCGGCCAUUUGAUAUCGCCGCCAUUUCUAGCAGCGAGAUUGCCGUAACACUGCCAAGAGAGAAGAGAUUUUUGUUGCUUCAAGUGCGAGAGUCAGAUAUUACGAUUCUUGCCGCCAUUCAGACCGGAGCCAAGUGUUGGGGAGUUUCGUAUUCAAAUUAUAUGCUUGCCGUCUGCUGCUAUGACUCUCCACCAUGUGUGAAGCUGAUGUCACGUGACGGGCGCGAGCUGAAGGUCAUAAGCAAGGACAAUGUAGGUCAUAACCUCUUCUUUUUCCCAGAAUACAUUGUUCUUGACCGUACAGCGGGGUGUAUGUAUGUGACCGAUCGUUACAAGAAAACUGUCAUCGCUCUUACAACACAAGGUGAAAAACUCUGGGAAGUCCGCUAUGACGGUCUCAAAAUGCCAAAAGGAAUCGCGUUGCAUGGCAACCGACUAUUUGUGGCGGGAAAUAAAUCACACAAUAUUCUGAUGGUGAGUACAGAGGGUGAAAUCAUGGGUGACGUUAUUGUUGAAGGAGUGAACAACCCACACAAGAUCGUUCUAACUCCAAACUCAGACAAACUUCUUGUCACACAGUACAAUAUGACUUUGAUUGAUGUAGAAAGAAACACGAUUAAGGUUUUCUCGUUACCAUGGUAACGUUAUGGUAAUAGAUUCAUUGACUGUUAGCGACACAAACAGAAGUAUGAUUGCGAGUGCUUCUCGUAAUGAAAUUUAGUUAAUUGUAUUACAAGAAAACUACGACUACAAAUGGAUCUAAAUGUUUAAAUUGAGCUUCAAACAGCUGGUACAUUUAUUAAGGGUGUGGGGAAAGUUCGGUGCCAUUUGAAAAGUAAACUGGCCAGCAUAGCAAAAACAGAAAGUAAGA
Messenger RNA from Mercenaria mercenaria, 2564 nucleotides. RefSeq names its product E3 ubiquitin-protein ligase TRIM56-like. Gene Ontology annotation, biological process: positive regulation of DNA-templated transcription. Gene Ontology annotation, cellular component: chromatin; nucleoplasm. The transcript has 4 exons. Gene Ontology annotation, molecular function: zinc ion binding; ubiquitin-protein transferase activity. The coding region runs from base 170 to 2335 and encodes 721 amino acids. The record is from RefSeq and is a predicted model, not a curated record. Lineage: Eukaryota; Metazoa; Mollusca; Bivalvia; Venerida; Veneridae.